AAUCAUUGUAUAAUUGUCUUUUGAGUCCAUCCAUUUGUCUUGUUUAUUAUAAUGUUAGUUUCUAGUUUCAGCUUGCAGUUGUAACUUAGCUUAAUUGUGUUUCAGGUUUGAAUAAUAUAAACGUUAAAAUUUUUGUCUGCCAGAUGCAUUAAAUAUUCUGAUCACUUUCUUGAUUAUCUUUUGUUUAAUAGCGUUCAUCACGAAAGUACCGCGUUUGAAAUGGCUUACAUAACAACAAUAUGUUACAAUUUAUUAACGACUAACGCUAGUAUCUUGACUAACGCUAGUAUCUUCGGUAAUGCAAGUACGACGUCAUCUACAAGUGAAUCUUGUCUACCGGAUGGUAAUUAUCGUCAUUGGUUCUUGAUUCCUGCUGUUGCAAUAUUGACAAUAUUAGCAUUUUUAAAUCAUCGUAAGAGCUUUAAGAUUGAAAUGUUUAAAGGUCGUCCUGGUGUUGUGAUUCCGAUAGAUUUUCUAGACAGAAAUCGUAACACAAUUGUAACUUUAUUUGGAGCAAUAACUGGUUUUAUUUUGUUGCUCGUAUGGCGAGUUUUUCAUUCUCCUAGGAACGAUUGGUGGUUUAAACCAUUGUUCGUCAUUGUAAUAUGCAUUGAGAUUGCCUUUCUCUUUUAUCCAAUCUUUGGAUGUUUGGCUUCACAUUAUCGUAUUAUUGGAUCAUUGUUAGGCUUUAGUUACAGUGUAUCGUUCUUCUUGGUAGGAAUUAUUAAAGAUAUUGAAUUUUAUCAGAAGUGCGCGAACAAUGAUUCUCUUCUUAUUAUUGUCGGAGACAUCCCAGUAAUUCUUUGUCAACUAUUUAUUAUUGGCAAAUUUUUGAUUGUGUUGUUUAAAGAGAGAAAGAAUUUUGGUCAACUAUUCUAUGAUGAGACCAAAGAUAAUUCUAUUAAUGUAAAACUUUCAUUGCCAUGGUUCAAUGAUUAUGUCAAAAAUGUUUUUUAUCCAAGACAAACACCUGACCAUUCCAAAGUUUUAUCAUAUUUAAGGAAGAUAUAUAAUCCUCAUAAAUAUUUUAAAUUUUCAACUCAUACUUCAUCUGUGUUGAUGGUUUGUUCUAUAUUUCUAUAUUACGGAACAAUCAGUUUCAUUAUAAGUGUUGCUCGAUACUUUAACGUUCGCGUGCAAAAUUCAUUUGGUCGUGGCAUUCGUGAUUGCUUAAUCGCAGCGUUAAUUCUCACGUUUUUGUUUUGUGCGCUCUCCCUUCUUCGUUUUAUGGAGAAUCAUAAAAAUAACAUGUUACGAAUGUUUAAAGGCGAUAAAUCCUUCAUUCCAAAAAAAAUAAAAUCUUCACAGUUUAUGAUCGGAAAAUGUUUGAGAUAUCAAAGUUUUCAAAUUGGCUAUUUUCUUUGGGGUUAUUUGUUACAGUGGCUUAUGUUGUUCCUUAUUUGUGUACUUUUCUACUGUCUAAAGUUUCCCAUUUAUCAAAAAUUGAUUUUGACUCUUGUCGAAGUAGCAAGCGUUUUCUUAGCAUUGGGAUUAUUAACAUAUCUUACUCUUGCUUUAACUGCUGUGGCAAUUUUCCGUGAUCCUAAUUACAAUAAAAAUGUAAUAUCCAUGAACAACAGGAACGCGUAUUUAGUAUUUUCAUAUUUUUGGUUCUUCAUUGGUCUUCCCAUGGGAAUGUUGUCAGCAUUGUCACGUAUUUUAAAAGCAAUGAUAAUUGGGCUUAUCUUGUUACCAAGAGUGGAUCAUAGUGUUUUGCCUGAAGGUUUUCAACGAUUUGAUCCUGGUUAUAUUUCGUACAUCGCCUAUCUUCAUGUUCAAGCUGCAUUUAGAAAUCCUAUUUUACGAGUAUUUUGUCAAACAAUCUUUGACAGAAAGAAUGGUAUCCGUCAAUGGAAAUGUUCACCUCAAGCCCGCACCAGGUGGUUCCUUGCCUUAACUUUGGCCCGCAAUCCUGAGUUUAUCAGUUAUCGUAAAGAUAAAGAAGAACGUCUAAAUGUUCCAGUUCGCACGAGCUCAGUGAGAGUUAUUUUGGACAGUUCAGAUGAAACAAACUUAGUUUCCUCUUGUUAGCUUCAUGACAACAAUCUUGCGAAAUUAUCAACGAUUGUUUUUGUUUCCUUUUAUGGUUAAAUAGUUUAGAAGAUUGAAAAUAGGAGUAAUUUUGGUUUCAUACCUGCAAUAUUAUACACGUAAAGAGAUUGAGGUCGUUUUUUAGUGCUCAUUGAGUUAGUUAAACAAACAUACAUAAUAAAAUAUGUACUUAAAAAAGUA
Molecule: messenger RNA, 2232 nt
Organism: Xenia sp. Carnegie-2017
Lineage: Eukaryota; Metazoa; Cnidaria; Anthozoa; Malacalcyonacea; Xeniidae
Product: stimulated by retinoic acid gene 6 protein-like
Exons: 19
Coding region: 220-2031 (603 amino acids)
Biological process (GO): vitamin A import into cell
Cellular component (GO): plasma membrane
Molecular function (GO): signaling receptor activity; retinol transmembrane transporter activity
Source: RefSeq, a predicted model, not a curated record